Molecule: messenger RNA, 3350 nt
Organism: Bolinopsis microptera
Lineage: Eukaryota; Metazoa; Ctenophora; Tentaculata; Lobata; Bolinopsidae
Exons: 14
Coding region: 24-1229 (401 amino acids)
Source: RefSeq, a predicted model, not a curated record
AUUAUUAUAGGAAGCGGGGCUCUAUGCCAGAGUUGAGGCCGGGGAAACAGUUUCUAUACAGAUUAAUUGUCAGCCAGCUGCAGAAGGACGGGUUCGUUAACGUAGCUACCUCCCUGAGCAUAGCAACGAUCGGCCAGACCAAGAUUAUACCAUCAGAUAGACUACACAACUUGAUAUCACUGUGCGCACAAGUGGUGCGGGACACUGACGCGGAGGUCGUUGUUGACGAGAAGGAAAACUCCCACUCGGCGGAGCUUAACGGGGAAGGAGAGAGAGUGCCAGAGAACAGCCUCGAACUCAGGAAGGAAAUUUCCAGAACAUUAGAUAAUAAUAACCGACCGCAAGAAAAUAACCAGAAUCUUACCGGUGAAAUGGGCGCCCAACAAAGUGCUUUUCAUCCAGCACUAUCACAGAUAAUACAGAAUCAGGGAGGAGCGGUAAAGGAAGACGAACUGGAAAAUAAGAAUCUACUAAAUAAAGGAGGAGAAGACAUGUCAGCAGCAGCCCUUAAAUCCCUCCACCACCUUCAAAUGCUGAAGGUGUUCUCUAACAUGACGGAGGCUACACGACAAGCCUACUUACAGAGCCAGGCUUUACAGAAGAAGCCUUAUUACAUGAGUCCUCCUCCUGCUGGUGGAUUUUCAAAGGAGCAGGGCAGUUUCAACAAAGAGCCCAUCAGACCCUACCCACUCUCAACUCCUGAUAUUAAGACUCCUCGGUGCCGUUCAACUCUACUGCCCUUCACCGGUGCCUCUCAAGACCAAGGCCACAACUUUUCCUACAACGGGGAUCAGGAGGUAAAGAUAGAAAACUCGCACAAUAUAAACGCGAUGGAGGAUAUAAUAAAGCUAACAGAGGACCGGUCCGGAUUACCAGCUACCACCACCACCUCCAUAACCUCCGGGAGUGGAACUAACAACCUCCCUAUCAGCUUCCUACAGACCGACUCUGCUAUCCAGGAAUUGAUUGUGCAAAGACAGCUAAAACAGAGGCGUUUCAAGGAUCUUGACUGCUCUUUUGUCAACAAACUGAUCCAGCAGCCCAACCUGGUCAACAACCUCGUGAACAGUGUUCCAGACCAUAACAAGCCCAAGAUAGACUUCAAUUCGGUCCUGUCUCGUCUCUCUUCCUCUAACUCAGAGUCGGAAGUAAAGAUGGGGACCUCCCCUCCUCCCUCCAACAUUCCUCCACCACUUCCUCAACUGCCCUCUCCCAAACUGGCAACAUAGUGGAAGAGCUGCUGAACAACUCUGCAGCCGCAGUUGGGACGAGCGCAUCCUCCUCUGGGGACCAAGCGCGGUAUGAGUGUCCACGGUGCGCACGCGUCUUCGCGUACGAGUACGUACUGCAGACACACAUGCGACAAGUGUGUCCUGACAGAAGCAACUACAAGCACCCCUGUACCGUCUGCAAGAAGCGAUUCCAGAAUCAGAGCUCCUUGAAACGACACAUGAUCGUGCAUACGGGGGAGAGGAAGUACGAGUGUGAGGUUUGCCACAAGAGGUUUGGUAGAAGCCACCACCUCAAACGACACGUUAAAAUCCACGAGAUGGAGGCAGCUAACUACACCCAGCAUCAUGGUGCUGGAGGUGGGGUUGAUGGCCAGCAACCUGGCACUAUCCCUGAAGAGACGCUACAGCUGAUACUCCAACUUGGUGCUAUGAAUAAGUUUCCGUUGUCCCCUGCCUCGCUGAUAGACAGUGCAAUAGCUGAAGACAUGAUGAGCAACUGUGACAGUAUAGAAGACGGAGAUUCUCAGGGAGACAUUGACAUGGAAGACCCUAUUUCAGACACUGGUGAGGUGUCAGUAGAUAACAGUGCAGACGAGGAGAGAGUUAAACAGAACAACAUCCCACUGACUAUUCUACCUCAACCCUCUCUACCUCCACAAACCUCCACUAUUUUACCACCUGUACAAAGUACCACCUUAAUCCCCACCAUCAACUCCCCACAGCAGUUACCUAUCUUUACCACCAGCAACGCUCUGUCCAUCCAGAACAUUCUGAAUUCAACAAACACUUCACUUUUCUUUAACUCUGAAGUAAAGAAGCCUGUAGUUACCCUAAUCCCAACAUCCCCCACCACUCAACUGAGCCAAGAGGUUGACGUUAUCACCCCAUCGUGUGACAUCAUUACAUCAUCACCACGUGAUGUUACUUCUCCAAUGGGCCUUCCUAAGAUAUGCCUAUCGCCAGAGACUGCUCAACCCACCCUGUGAAGUUUAUCGAGCUGAAGACAUCAAGAAAAUACAAUAUUAUUUUCGAAGAAGCUACAAGAAUAUUGAAGAACACAACUCAGAAACGGAUCGCCACGACAGAGCAGAUCUCCAAAGUUGGAGCUAUUAGAAGUGCGGUCGGAAAUGAAGAUGAGUAAUGUCAAUGAUAACACCGUCGCGGAAUGUCCGCUUCAAAUUUUUGUCUAUUUUCUCAUAGACUUUUAUGAACUUUGCUAUUUGCUGUAUUAUCUUAAUGUAUGGCAAUAAGUUUAUUAGGUACUCUGAAAUCUUAAGAAAUGUUAUGCGAUUAUUUAAAAGAAUGUUUUGAUACGGUAAACUAAACUCUAAAGAUUAAAAUUUAAGUGAUGAGUAUUCCUAAAAUCUUAUUUGUUAAGGAAAAUAUAUUGUACAGUUCGUGUAUCUAAAGUGUUUUAACUUUCUUUAUAACUUCAAAACCUUAUAUUUAGUUUGCUUAAUAUAUUUAGAAAGAUUCGAGGAAAACUUAAAGCCGUUAGAGUUAUAUAAUUGGAAUUUGAAGUAAUCUAUAAAUUUGCUCUUGUUUUGUAUUAUUUGUGCUAUAAUAUAUUUGUAGAAUGAUGUACAAAAACAAAUCACAACAUUUAAGUUGCCUUUAGCAAGUGUUAUACCGUUAAAUAAGCUGUUAAAACGGGUGUAUCGACAUGCCCCUACUAGAAGUGCACUUAUAAGUGCACUCGUCAUGAAACGGUAAUUGCACCUUGAAUGCUGUGAUUUCUAAAUCCGUAUAAUAAUUUCUGCAAUUUCUGUUUGUUGCUAACAUUUUCAUGAUUUAGGAAAUUCCUAUGAAGCCCUGAUUGAAGCAGAUCAGUUCACGAAAAAAAAUCCGAUUUUCAAAUUACUCUGCCGAACUAUUUUUACCUCACGAGACCGUUAGCACUUAGUAAAGUUUUGUCCUGAAAGCGAGGUUUCAAAAGUUCGGUUUUAUCUGUAUUUUGUGAACUGAUCUGGUGUUCCAUGUUGUAACGGUAGACGUGGUUGUACUUUAUAAAAUCCUACGAUUUUAUCGUGCCCCUAUCUUCCGCGUGCAGGAAGAUGAAAAUUAGAAAAAGAUAAAUGUCCGAGUUUUGUUGUAUAGACUGUAUUUUGUGGUUUUCUC